AUGGGCUGGGUGGCGGCGGGCCUGCUGCUCGGGGCUGGCGUCUGCACCUGCUAUUGCAUUUAUAGGCUGACUUCGGGGCAGCGGCAAGGUGGCCAGGGGCUCUGGCUGUGUCCCUCCUGGUCUGCAAAAUUCUUAACCAAUGGUUCAUAUGAUGAUGUCCUAAAUGCUGAACAACUUCAGAAACUCCUUUAUCUGCUUGAAUUAACUGAGGAUCCUACUAUCAUUGAAAGAGCUUUGGUCACUCUGGGUAACAAUGCAGCCUUUUCAGCUAACCAGGCUAUUAUUCGUGAAUUGGGUGGUAUUCCACUUGUUGGAAGCAAAAUCAAUGAUCCCAACCACAGUAUUAAAGAGAAGGCUUUAAAUGCACUGAAUAACCUGAGUGUGAAUGUUGAAAAUCAAAUCAAGAUAAAGGUUCAAGUUUUAAAACUGCUGUUGAAUUUGUCUGAAGAUCCAGCCAUGACCGAAGGACUAUUUGGUGCCCAAGUGGAUUCAUCAUUCCUUUCCCUUUAUGAUGGCCACAUGGCAAAGGAGCUUCUUCUUUGAGCACUUACACUAAUUCAGAAUAUAAAUAACUGCCUCAAAAUGGAAGGUCAUUUAGCUAUUCAGUCUACUUUCACUCAAGGUUCAUUGUUUUUCUUGUUAUAUGGAGAAGAAUGUGCCCAGAAAAUGAGAGCAUUAGUUAAUCAUCAUGAUGCAGACGUGAAGAAAAAGGUAACAAUAAUAUCCAAAUUCUAA
This is a messenger RNA of Myotis lucifugus (little brown bat), 735 nucleotides long. Its product is annotated as armadillo repeat-containing protein 10-like. The transcript has 2 exons. The record is from RefSeq and is a predicted model, not a curated record. Gene Ontology annotation, biological process: negative regulation of intrinsic apoptotic signaling pathway by p53 class mediator. NCBI's taxonomy places the organism in Eukaryota, Metazoa, Chordata, Mammalia, Chiroptera, Vespertilionidae. Gene Ontology annotation, cellular component: mitochondrion.